Rhopilema esculentum is the source of this 2000-nucleotide messenger RNA. RefSeq lists its product as uncharacterized. NCBI's taxonomy places the organism in Eukaryota, Metazoa, Cnidaria, Scyphozoa, Rhizostomeae, Rhizostomatidae. The record is from RefSeq and is a predicted model, not a curated record.
UUUUUAGCACCCCUGGGCUUCGGGGAAAGGAAAUAUGGCGAAACCCAAUAUCUUAAUUGUAUUCGGUUUGUUGUCCUAGUCCUUGCAGAUCCCCAGGUCAAAGCCAGUUACAGAUAAAUUCGUGCAUUAGCGCCUAAAAGCAGCUUUGGAGUCCAGAAAAUACCCAUAAACAUUGAAAAUCUUUCUUAAGUGAUUUAAAAGAAGGUUUUUCUAGUGAUUUAAUUGUUGAGCAAGCUUGACGUUUAUGCUUCAUACUUGAUGAACAGAACAACAAGGUUCGAGCAAGAGUAAUUCUAGCAUUUAGUUGACGAUCUUAUCCUAGUUGGAUUAUAGCAAUGGGCAAGUACCCACUUAGCAUCGCUAAAGUUUACACGCACUGUUAAACAGUCGAUCAAUUCGCUUCCUGCGCAAAGAACUUUCGUCAUGAAUGCGAUGUUCAUCACGAGCGCCUUUGAAAAUAAAAUGCUGCUAGGAAAUUCGAGAUAACGAUGGAUGCAGCUAAUUUUCGAAAGAUUUUCGCCAUUGCUUUUUUGCUGACACUGUUUCUUCUUGUAGACAGCCUGACUGCGUCAAAAGAUGCUAAAAGCAAGUCAAAGAAAAGAGCUAGCCAUUCAAAGGAGGGAAAGUCGACCAAAAACAAAACAGGGAUUCAUUGGGUUGACGAAGCCCACAAAGUUUUCAGAGACCAUGAUGGAAAUAUUGUUGUUUCAAUUCACGAUAGGCGAAUGACAAAGAAAGAUGUCCGUGCUUCGAAAAGGCACAGUCAGCCGUUGCAUGGAAAGAAGGCCGGAAAAAUCAGAUGGUUGGAUGAGAGCCACAAGAUAUUCAAGGACAACCAGGGCGAUAUUGUUACAUCAAUACAUAAUCAAAGAUCAGCCAAAAGAGACCAAAAAGCCUUGAAGAGGACUCCUACGUCUACAAAAGGCAGAACAGGAAAAGUGAAAUGGCUAGAUGGAUCAAAGAAGAUAUUCAAAGACUCGCAAAAUGACAUUGUGACAUCCCUGCAUCAGCAAAGAGGAGUGAAAAAGUCAAACAAGCAGAAAACUGAUGAUAUCAAGUUGCAAAGUGUUGACAAGAGAAGCAAAAUUAAACGUCCUUUUGCAAAAGAAAAUCGGGAGCGCACGACCUCAACUAGCAGUGCUGGCAAAUUUAGAAAACCUAACAAACUCUGGAAAAAACAGAAUAUUCUCAUGCCAUCAAAUGACGCCCACCGAUUUUUAGGCCAAACAAGUGUAAAUGAAAAUUCUGAAAUUGAGCUCUUGGAUCUGGCCCCCAAGAAGAGCAAAUUUUUGCAAUCAGCUAAUCAUAAUGACGAGAAUGUAGUUGCUAUGGAAGUUAUGAAAGAGGCUACAGAUAAUCCCAAAAUAGAAAAUAGCAAUAGCGAAAACGCAGAGAAGGUCUCUAAUGGAUUAAGUUUCAGAAAGCCCAUGCCAUAUAUGCCUUUGCAAGCUACAGCCGGUGAACACGAGCCUGCUGAAUAUCGUUCCGAGGCAUCUGAUAACAAGAACGAGGCAGCAUUAAAUGAAGAGAAUCAAGGAAAAAACGAAAAAAGCGAGAAAGAGAAGAAUGGAAACAGUAAAGGUGAAGAUGGAAAGGGGAAAGAGAAAGAUGCAGAGAAGGAAAAAAUAGAGGAGAAAAUAAAAGAAAAAGAGAAAGAAGUAGAAAAAGAGAAAGAAAAGGAAAGGCAACAAGAGCUUGAAUUUAAAAUUGAGAAAGAGAAAGAGCGGAUGAUUGAAGAAAAGUUGAGAGAAGAGCAGGUUAAAAACGCAGAGAAAGAAAGGGAGCUUGAGAUGUUGAAACAAGAAAAGGAAUUGGGAGGAAAUAUGGGGCAAGGAGAGGGCGCAAAAAUGUGAAUCUUAACAUUUACCAACCGGAACACCAAAAAAUAGGCAGACCAGCGUACAAUUUUCAAAACCACGCAAAUGCCCCUGUGUUAAGUAUUCCAAAUGUGCAGCAGCCAGAUUCUGUUCAGUCGUCAUUAUCAAAGCUAUACGGUGGGC